AUCCACAUCGUCCAUCUCAGCCCCGAGAGAUGGCCCAGAAAAAUUAGACCUUAUUAGAUUUGAGAAAGAAGAAACCUUUCUUCUCUGUUUGUUUAUCCGCACACCAUUUCUCUCUUUCUCUGUCUGCAUAUAUAUGGUUUUAGACAUGUAAGCGAAAAUUUCCAUUUCCAUACAUGCAAAAAUUUCCCAAAGCAAACCAGUUUCUUGAGUAGUAGUCCGUAGUCUUCUUCAAUCAAAUCUUCGAUAAAUACUCGGCCACUCCGCUAUUUCUCCACCUUCAACUUACUUCGCUCUGUAACCGUUUCUUGAUUCUCCUCCCCACUGACGAAUAACAGAAAUCUUUGCAGGUUUUGGCUUGGAAUUGCGAUCUCCAGUAACUUUCCCAGACUUCUCCGUUUCCGGGAACUAUCGGGGAAUUUUUUAUUGCGAUUGUGUUUGAAUCGGGAUAAGAACAAUGCCGUCUAUCUGGGAAUCAUUGUCGAGCUGCUGGAAGCCAUUGAAGAGAUAUACGCGAGUGAGCAGGGAUGAAAGCAGCAGGAGUAUACGCAGAGAAGACGACGAGCUUCUCUGGUACAGAGACCUCGAGAAACACCAUUUCGGGGACUACUCCUUCGCCGUCGUUCAGGCCAAUAAUAUGAUUGAGGAUUACAGUCAGGUCGACGCCGGACCGGAAGCAACCUUCGUCGGAGUAUACGACGGCCAUGGCGGGGCUGAGGCAGCCAACUUCAUCUGCAAUAACCUUCUCAAGAACUUGUGCAGGAUUGCGAAAGACGAAGGAAGGAUAAGUGAAAAAGUGCUUGAAAAUGCCUUGUUGGAGACAGAAGAAGGGUUUAUGUCAUUGGUGAGAGGGGCAUUUGAGAGCAACCCGGUGAUUGCUGCAAAUGGGUCAUGCUGUCUGGUGGGCGUGAUCUGGAAAGGGACAUUACUGGUUGCUAACCUUGGGGAUUCUGGGGCUGUGGUUGGCGUUCUCAACAAAAAAACCAAGGAAAUGUUUGCUGAUCAGUUGACCUAUGAACACAAUGCUUCUUCCCCUCAGGUUAGGGAAGAAUUGAAAUCCCUCCAUCCAGAUGAUCCUAAAAUUGUCAUUUUCAAGAACGGUGCUUGGCGUGUUAAGGGCGUCAUCCAGAUAACUCGGUCCAUAGGGGAUGCAUAUCUGAAGAGACAAGAGUUCGCACUCGGGCCAGAGCACCCGAGAUUCCAUCUGGGAGAAGCCCUUACCCGGCCCAUAUUGAGAUCCGACCCGACCGUGUUCAAAAGGCAGCUGACGCCCGAUGACAAGUUCGUCAUCUUCGCUUCGGACGGGCUGUGGGAGCACCUGACGGGUCAACGGGCAGCGGAGAUCGUGCAUGCGAGCCCCAGACCGGGCAUCGCCCGCAGGCUGAUCAGGAUUGCUCUGAGUGAGGCGGCGGCGAAGGCCGGCGGCCUCAGGUAUGACCAGAUCAAGGCCUUGGGGAGGGGGCGGAGGAGGGCCUAUCACGACGACAUCACGGUUGUCGUCAUCUUCGUGGACCACCACGACGGCGGUGGGAGCAGGGUCGUCCCGGGAUUGCAGAUUAAGGGCUCCUCUGUCCGUGCCGAGCCGUCGGAGCUGGCGGGAAUUUCCCUGCCAGGUGGGCCCUCAACAAGCUACAGUGGGCCCUCAUCAAAAAGCUACGGUGGGCCCUCAACACCCUACGGGGGUGAGUCUGACGAACCGCCCCUUUUGAAGGCCACGGUCGACUUUGGUCUUGGUGCUCAAUCUGAUCCAAAGGGAAAAGCUAAAGUUGAAGAGGCUUAGAUAGAAUUCAUUCCCAAAUUCUCAACAUUCUUUUUGUUUGGAUUGCUGCUCAUCUCAUAAACGACAGACAGACAGUAGUAGUACGUAGUAUAGUAUAAUAGUAGACACAUUUUUUCGUAUUCAUUCCAAAAAAUCACAUUCAGUAGUAAUCGGUACAUAUAGAAAAACGGACGU
Messenger RNA from Cuscuta epithymum, 1951 nucleotides. NCBI's taxonomy places the organism in Eukaryota, Viridiplantae, Streptophyta, Magnoliopsida, Solanales, Convolvulaceae. The record is from the annotation of a GenBank genome assembly.